This is a messenger RNA of Arabis nemorensis, 567 nucleotides long. Lineage: Eukaryota; Viridiplantae; Streptophyta; Magnoliopsida; Brassicales; Brassicaceae. The record is from the annotation of a GenBank genome assembly.
AUGGUUUUGAUCAAGAGCAACGUCUUGUUCACUUCUUUGCUAAUUCUUGCGGCUCUUUUUGGAGUUGCCCUUGGAGGAACCGUCCACAAAGUUGGCGACUCGAACGGAUGGACCAUGAUUGGCGUCGAUUACGAAGCUUGGGCUUCUUCAAGAACUUUUCAAGUCGGAGACUCUUUGGUAUUCAAAUACAACAACAAACUCCACGACGUUACUCAAGUCACUCUCAAUGAUUUCGAGCUGUGUGAACCGUCUAAACCGCUAGAGAGAUACCAAACCGGGUCUGACUCGGUCACUCUAACCAAACCGGGAUUCCAAAACUUUAUAUGCGGAGUUCCUGGUCACUGCGAUUUAGGACAAAAGCUUCGAAUCCUCGUUUUACCAGCCUCGUUGGGUCCCGUCGCAGCUCCAGUUCCCGGACCGGUCCGAUCACCAAGCACCUCCUCCUCGUCUCCUUCACGGUAUCAGAUGAGUCCAUCACCAGCUCCACAUAGCGCAGCUUCAAACUGUAGUACUGUUUGGAUCGGAGUCAGCGUCACCGCUAUACUUUCUCUUUUGAUCUUAGUUUGA